This is a messenger RNA of Geodia barretti, 1288 nucleotides long. NCBI's taxonomy places the organism in Eukaryota, Metazoa, Porifera, Demospongiae, Tetractinellida, Geodiidae. The record is from the annotation of a GenBank genome assembly.
AGGUGAUAUGUUCAGCUGUCAUGCUGUUGAUAACCCUGACCUGGAGUCCGAACUUGUAAGUGUGUGAUGUACUGUGUUUUUACGUCAUAGCAUGAGUUUAAAACUGGGAUAAGGAUAUAGUCCCAUAUUUUCUUAUGAGACCCAACCGUAAGGUUAAUAGGGCCGAGCCCAAAUAAUGCCAGAGGGGGUCUGGCGAUGCUUCCGCCCGCAUUUCCGCAGCUCACAGUCUCCGAGAUAGUUGUUAAAGUAGUGGCACAGGAUUAUUGUUGAAGUGGAGCCAGUACUUCAGUAAAUUCAGGGAAGGGUGACCUUUAGGGGAUGACUGGUGAUACAAGAGCGACCGCUGUUAUGAACAUGUUUGUUACGUAUGGGAGGCUAGCAGCCAAAGGCUUUGUUAUUAGGGAGAUGUUGUCAGUAGUGCCGCUGCCGUGCCUCCAGAGAGGAGCCUUAGUGGGAAAGAGAGGUUCAUAAAUGAAAUGGAGGGUUUCCAUAAGAUAAUUGGGAUGAGUGUGUGUAGGGUCUUAAUUUUACAGGCAAUGUUGAGGCAGUAUGGGAGAGAUGUUCCGGAGCACCUGCUUGAGAAACUGGUUGGAGCGUUCUCUGAGCUGAGAGCCAUGGCAGAUGAGGGCCUUAUUGCGUACCCCUACUCCACCCGGGAAGUCGUGGCUAUCGUCAAACACCUCCAAGAGUUUCCACAUGAGGGAGUGUCAAGUGUUGCACGGAACGUGUUUGAUUUUGACACCCACAACCCGGACCUGCUUCAGGUGAUCAUGAGAGUUCUCCACAGGCAUGGGAUCCCGGCUGGGGCCUCCUCCAGCAGUGUUCGACUCUCCCCGCAAUAUCCGUUACCGGCUCUCCAGCAAAUUGGCCAGUGGAUUGUAAAAACUGAUAAUGCUAUGACUCUUGAUUGUCAUCACUUACCUGUUGCCUUGAAGUUUGUUGUCAGGGACCAUCAAGAGGCACUCCAACAGAAUUGGAUCUGGAGAAGGUCAAUGUGAGAGGAAGGGAGUUCUCAGAAUUGCUUUCUCACUGGAGAGUACCUUUGGAUACAGGCAAUUUCAUAGCAUCCACCUCCAUUGGACCUGGGCAUUCAGCUGAUUCAUCAAAGGUUCUGCACGCAGCACUGGCCAAUCCUGUGUCAGUGUUGUCGAUGCCUGUGUCUGUUAGUGAGAGCAAAGGCUAUUGGCUGGAUCUCUCCUCUCUGUUCCCCAUUGCUACUGGCAUGUGGACUCCUCAUCUAAACAUGGCACCACUGUCCCAUGGGAGAAUGCUCCUUCAUGAAGGACUG